AUGCUUAAGGAAGAUUAUGGUUACCCAGAUACUCUUGACUUUAGUGACAGAUAUAAAGAAGCUAUUAGAAAGUUCAAGGAAGGAAAUACUGACCCGAACCUAUUUAGCUUUAUGGUUGAGCAUCAAAUCGGAUAUAAUCUCAAACCUGGAAAAUACAAGCUCGCUAAGGGAUAUGAUUUAAUAGCAUAUCAUCCAAAUGACAUGAAUGAAUUUACUCCGAGAUAUUUGAUGUCAGAGCUAAAUGAUAAUUCAACUCUCUUCAUGAAACGCGUAAAAAAUAGAGACGGAACGAAAGAAGAAAGGUUUAUGAGUCCGGAUGACUUAGAUAGGGAACUUGUUAAAAACGGUCUCGGAAUAUAUGAAAUGCCAGCAGAUGAGGUACAAGAAACUCCACAGGAAGAAGUUCAGAUACAACCAGACAUGGAAGAAAUAGUUCAGCAACAACAGCUAGAAGAGCCUGAAGGAAACGAACAAGUCCCUCCUUUGGAAACUAACUUCACAGAACUAGAUGAAGAUUUGGAACAGCCGAAAAAUCUUGACCCUCAACAAGAGUAUGAGGUGAAUAUGGAAUCUUUCCAAGAGUCUAAGAAAAAUUCGGCUGACAUAGUAGAAGAAUAUCGAAAAAUGUUCACCGACAUACAAAAGACUCCAACAUCAGAUGAAAAUAUUCAGCAUAGAAUGGAAGUACUGAAAGAAAAUGUACGCAAAUACAAUAAUCCUUUUUACUUACGACCAUAUAACGUUCAAUCUUUGGCUGAACUCG
This is a messenger RNA of Trichomonas vaginalis G3, 763 nucleotides long. Its product is annotated as protein of unknown function, DUF4106 family. The annotation marks the transcript as partial. Lineage: Eukaryota; Parabasalia; Trichomonadida; Trichomonadidae. The transcript has a single exon. The record is from RefSeq and is a predicted model, not a curated record.